This is a messenger RNA of Mobula hypostoma (lesser devil ray), 4576 nucleotides long. RefSeq names its product PDZ domain containing 8 (gene pdzd8). NCBI's taxonomy places the organism in Eukaryota, Metazoa, Chordata, Chondrichthyes, Myliobatiformes, Myliobatidae. The transcript is spliced from 5 exons. Gene Ontology annotation, cellular component: mitochondria-associated endoplasmic reticulum membrane contact site. The record is from RefSeq and is a predicted model, not a curated record. Gene Ontology annotation, molecular function: protein binding; lipid binding. Gene Ontology annotation, biological process: mitochondrial calcium ion homeostasis. Bases 338 to 3700 code for a protein of 1120 amino acids.
UUGCCCGGGUUUGGUUAUAUGACAGCUCGGGUCUAACGUCGCCAGCUGACCCAGAUCCGCAGCAGGGAGCCGGUGUUGGUGCAGCGUGGCUCGGCCACUGGGGGGGUUUGGAAGCCGCGGGCAAGCGUUGGCGCUGUUGCGGGGCGUGUUGCGCACGUACGCUGACUGUGAAGAGGAGGAGGGGAGGGGAGACAGACUCUCUUUCAUUGUGCUGCUAGGUAUGGUCCGCGAAAAUAUGGAGCCUUAAAUAUGGUAGCAAGGAGGAAAGGAGACAGAGGGAAGUGUAAAAUUAGUAAAAAUAAAAGGUGAGUGUUUAAACGAUAUAAAGGGAGCGGCGAUGAUUUAUGUGAUCCUGUUGUCUGCACUGGCCGGGGCUCUGUGCGUCGUGGUGUUGCAGAUAUUAUUGCUGUACCGGAACAAACCCGAGACUGUACCCCGGCAUGUCCAAUACGUCAAACCUGUGGUUGAGCCCCCGCUUAAGGACUAUUUCAGCGGCAGCAAGGAGCCGCCGGCUUCCCCGGACUCCGCUUGCUCCGCGCCCGGGACCGGCGGCGGCGGCAAGCCCGAGAGCUGCCACUUUCUCAACGCCAUCUUUCUGUUUCUCUUUCGGGAGCUCCGCGACACCCCGAUCGUCCGACACUGGAUCACCAAGAAGAUCAAAGUGGAGUUCGAGGAGCUGCUGCAGACCAAGACGGCGGGCCGGCUGCUGGAGGGUCUCCGCCUCCGCGACAUCUCCCUGGGCAACGCGCUCCCGGUGCUCCGGAGCGCUCGGCUGCUGCAGCCCGUCCCGUCCAGCCCUGCCGCCGCUGGCCAGGACGAUGAGGCCGGCGGCGGCGGCGUCCCCGACGAGCUCAACUUCGAGGUGGAGCUCGAGUACAACGGGGGCUUUCAUCUCGCAAUCGACGUGGACCUGGUCUUUGGCAAGUCGGCCUAUCUCUUCGUCAAGAUGAGGAGAGUGGUGGGCCGGCUGCGGCUGCAGUUCACCCGGCGUCCCUUCACGCAUUGGUCUUUCGCCUUCAUGGACGACCCUUUCAUCGAUUUCGAAGUGAAGUCGCAGUUUGAGGGCCGGCCCAUGCCACAGCUCACCUCCAUCAUCGUCAACCAGCUCAAGAGGGUCAUCAAGAGGAAGCAUACCCUACCCAACUACAAGAUCAGGUACAAACCUUUCUUUCCGCACCAAGUCAUCCCAACGAUAGUGGAUGCAGCAGACUGUGACCUGUACAUACAGCAGUCAAAUAUCACUGAAGGACGCCUAAAAGUCACUGUCGUAGAAUGUAGCAGGUUAUUUAUUCUCGGAUUGUAUGACCGAACUGAGUACAUUCACUGUACACUAGAGCUGAGCACGGAGCUGUGGAAAGAGAAGACUCGAAGCUCCAUCAAAACGGUUGAACUAAUUAAGGGAAAUUCACAAAGCGUCGGACUGGCUUUCCGCCAAAUCCAGGGAAAUGAUGGGGAUGCGGUUCAUGUGACCGUGGAAACUGUGACCCCAAACUCACCAGCUGCAGCUGCUGACCUCCAAAAAGGAGAUCGCCUCAUUGCAAUCGGAGGAACCAAGGUGACGUCAUCUGUACACGUUUUGAAGCUUAUCAAGCAAGCUGGCGAAAAAGUAUUGGUGUAUUACGAGAGACCUGUAGGUGGACAUCAGAAUCAACAGUGUAGCUCGAUCCAGGAGAACUAUAGCCAUCUUGAAGACCCAGGCUUUGGUACACAGUUUGGGCAGCAUGCAUUUGAUGACGAUAGCAUUUUAGACAAUGUCGAUGGUAAAGACAUAGAUUCUGAAUUUGAAGAAUUAAUGUGUUCUGAAAUCAAACCACUGCCCACAAUCAUAAAGGAGGAUUGUGCACCUCAAAGUCCAAAGCGUUCAGUGGCUACCCUUGCCAGCAAGCCACUAGGUACUAUAUCUCCCAUUCUCAAUCGCAAAUUGAAUUUGGGGAAUUACCCGAAUCCUCUGAAGUCACAGCAAAAAGAUACAGUUAAGUUUGCCCAGCCAAAGUGCUUAGAUGUCCCUGAUGGGACACAGCAGCUGAGCAAGCCACCAGUAGCAUCCACAUACAAGCCUCCAGUGCCUCCAAGGCCACAGAUAAAGCUAACUUCAGCUCCUACUGAAGCCCAGAGCCCGCCUGAACCUGCAGACAUAGCUACCGAGAAACCCGACAAGCUGAUGGCGUCCACCAACAGCGCAGACAAAAGUGCUGAGAAAAGUGUCAGCAAAAGUAUAGAUCAGGUGGAAGAAGCAUCUAUGACCAAGUCCACAGCUAGUAAACAGGAUUCCAGGGAGAAGCUCCCAGAAGCCACCUGCGGCGUUCGUGACGGAGCAGAAGGCAACCAAAUCUGGGAGUCAUCGGAGAUACUCUACCGUAAGAGAUUUGGGAAGUGGAACAAGGCAACAUGCGUAUUUGAUGUUGAAGGAUGCCACCGAUACAUUAACGUUGCAGUGUGGUGCAAAGAACCUUUUAAAGCAGGUGAACUUAUUUGUUUAGGCCACGCGAGCAUUAAACUUGAAGAGAUAGCCAUGGAAUGCCUUUGUACGGCAUCAAUGGAGUUCCAAGCAACCUUCCGGCUCAAUGCUCCUGAGCCAAAGGCUGCUGUUAGUAGGACUGCAUUACGAAACCUGAGCACUCACAAGGGAUUCAAUGAGAAACUCUGCUAUGGUGACAUUACACUAAAUUUUACCUACCUAAAAGAGGGUGAUACAGAAAGCUCUAGUGUUCAAACGGAAAAGGAAAAGGAAGAUAAUUCACAGGAGGAAAUUCCUGUUGCCAAUAAGGAGAAAACUACUCGUCGGUGCAUGGACAGUAAGCACAAUUUCCAAGACACUCAGUUUCAGAAUCCAACCUGGUGUGAUUACUGUAAGAAAAAAGUGUGGACCAAAGCUGCUUCUCAGUGCAUGAAAUGUGCUUACAUCUGCCAUAAAAAGUGUCAGGAUAAAUGUCUGGCGGAAGCACUCUUUCCUAUUACCACAGAGAGGAGGGUUGAUUUGGAAACAAAGUCGUCCUUCAACAGGUCCACUGGGUUAACACGGCAUAUCAUCAAUACUAGCUCACGCCUGCUGAACCUGAGACCAGGACCAAGAGCUCGUCUGGCGGAUCCUGGGGUUGACUUAGUGGAGCCAUCGCCCAAGCAAACUCCGAACACAUCAGACAAUGAAAGCAGUGACACCGAGACAUACAGUGCCAACAGUCCUUCCAAGCAGAUAGUCUCUUCCACUGGUGGCAAGUUGUCAGUGAAGAAAGAUGGAGGUCUCGACGAUAGUGUAUUGAUUGCAGUAAAGGAGAUUGGCCGAGACCUGUACCGAGGAUUGCCAGCCGACGAACGAUUUCAGAAACUGUACUUGAUGUCAGAAAAGCUACAGAAUGAAAUUGAGCUGGAACUGGAACAGAAUUAUGCUCUGCAGAAAGAAGAGAAGGAUUGCACAGACCCUAAAAAGAAGUGUCAUCUGUCUGCUGCCAUUGCAAAGUCAGUUGAACGUCUACAAGCUCUUACGCUGCUCACAAUCCACUACAAAGCAGGGAUGGAUGAUUUAGAAUUCAGCGACUUUGCACCUUCUUCUGAACAGCCAGCAAAAAAGGUCACAAAGCUCACAGAUGACAUCUUAUCCCUAACAGCAGACGAAAUUGACAUUGACAGUCAGACAGAUGUGCAAUCACUUACUGAGGAAUCAAACGAGCAAACCAUUAAUGAAGCCGAAUCUAUUUCAUGACUUUAAUUCAUUUUUCUCAUAAUUGUGAUAAACAAAUUUAAUUUUUUUUUACUUUUUGCUUCUGUGCUAUAAUGCAAUCAUUACUCUAUCUUGUGAAUUUGACUUUUCAUGUGACUAUGGUGUCAGUAAUCAACAGGCAGAUCAGUUUAGGAUUUUCCCUGCUUGAUGACAUACUUUUUCAUGAAUGAAUUCUCGGUGUCAUGAACUGUAGCCGAAUGCUCAGUUCACUGGGGAAGUGGAUAUAAAAUCUCUUUUAGGACCAUGUCAAAAGCUCUCAUCCUUUUUAUGUUCUCCCUUGUUUGUUAUGUAGAUGUUCCUUUGCCAAACAUGUAUCAUAUAGCUAAUUGUGUGGUGUGCUUUCGUAUUUAUUGAAAGAAAAGCGGAGUUUUUGUUUUAUUUCUUUAUGAAUAUUUGUAAUUUAAAAAAAUAAUUGCUCUGAACCUCUGAAGUGCAAAGAAGUGCAAGAACUGCACCGACUCUCUCAUCUUUAAUGAAACUGUAAUGUAUAGUACCACGACAUGACUAAUUAAUAUUUAUGUAUGUGUUAUAUAGUGAAACAUCCAGCUUGUUUUCUCUGCAGAAGAGUUGGGGGAGGGGGAGGUUAAAUUUUGAUAGAAUGUGACAUAGCUCAAUUUACCCAAGUAGUAACUUUUACAUAAUUAAAAGCUGUUAGUGAAAACUGAGAAAAUAAUGCUAAUUGAUUUGAGGGAUUUUCAUUUUGAUUUUGUUUAAUAAGUAGAUCUCGGUGCUCCCCAGUAAACCCCCACUCCUUCCCAAUUCCCUAUCCCAUCCACCCUGCUCCUACCCCCAUCUCAACCACAACCUCAGCAGAAUGGAAAGUUAGGUGCCUCGAACUUUAAUACUGCCCCCAAUAAA